Lactuca saligna is the source of this 1185-nucleotide messenger RNA. The record is from the annotation of a GenBank genome assembly. Lineage: Eukaryota; Viridiplantae; Streptophyta; Magnoliopsida; Asterales; Asteraceae.
AUGUAUUUGGAAAACCCUAAGCCUUGGUGGCUAUACACACAUGAGCUGGAGAACAAAAUCUCACGUUUGGAAGAGGAAAAUGAAAGACCCAAGAGGCAGAAGUGUUCGCAAGAAAAAUUUAUGGCAUUGGAAGUUACCCAAAUUCUGUUGAAUGCACAAGUUGUUGAUGGAUCUGUUCGGAAGCAUCCUCUAAACCACAAGCAAGUCAUGGCGACUAUGGUUCAUGAAGGAUCUUAUUUUCAUGAGGCUCAAUUUGAUUCAAAGAUGAAAGAGUUUAAUAACUGUUCUAUCCCCCUUACAUAUCAAGUGGUAGAAAUCAACCCUUCAGAGAGUGCAGAUGCAGAUCCCUUAUCAGUUACAAAACCUGCCAGAUCUGGAAAAUUUAGCUUUAGGGGUAGUUUUAGUCUCUUAAAGCCAAAAUCAACUAGCUCAAGGAGGAACAUCCAAGUUCUAGAAGUAAUUGACCAUACUACCCCUACUCCCAACAUGUUUUCCCCACAGGACUAUGUGGGACAAGGGGGAAAUAUGUUGUUUUCCUCUCGAAAUGAUGCCUAUCUUUCACCUCGUGUGGGUAUAGCUGUUGCCACUCAGAAUUUUGAUGUUUUUAGUGCUGGACUAUCACUUCUUGAGCUCGAAAAGAAGAAGUUAAUGGAGUUGAUUUCACAAAAGGAUAAUAGAAGUCCAGAUGCUGCUAAAGCAAGCUCAAGUGUUACCAAAGACUGUGAUUUCAUGUCUCCUAAGCUUAGUGAUUGGUCACGUAGAGGUUCAGAAGACAUGCUUGAUUGUUUUCUUGAUCAAGGCGAUAAUUCUGUAUCAAUGGAUGAUCUUAAAGCUCACCCCUCUCUGUCAUGUAGGACCCACUUUGGUCCUAAAUCUGACCAAGGAAUGACCACAUCAUCUGCUGGCAGCAUGACUCCUAGGUCGCCAUUGAUGACACCAAAAACCAGCCAGAUAGACUUGUUAUUCGCAGGGAAGGGUGCCUAUUAUGAACAUGAUGACCUUCCACAGAUGAAUGAGCUUGCUGAUAUUGCUCGAUGUGUUGGCAAUACGCCAUUGGAUGAUGACCGAUCUUUGUCGUAUCUACUGACGUGUCUUGAUGACGUAAGAGUCGUGAUCGACCGGAGAAAUUUUGAUGCCCUGACCGUUGAGACAUUUGGAGCACGCAUAGAGAAUCUUAUUCGGUGA